AUGCGUAUUCCCGUAGACCCCAGCACCAGCAGGCGCUUCACUCCCCCGUCCACGGCCUUCCCCUGCGGUAAGAUGGGCGAGAACAGCGGGGCGCUGGGGGCCCCCGCGCCGGGCGCCCGCGCUCGGCCCGAGGUGCGCUCCGUCGUGGAUGUCCUGGCCGACCACGCCGGCGAGCUGGUGCGCACCGACAGCCCCAACUUCUUGUGCUCGGUGCUGCCGUCGCACUGGAGGUGCAACAAGACGCUGCCCGUCGCCUUCAAGGUCGUAGCGCUCGGAGAUGUCCCCGAUGGGACCGUGGUCACGGUGAUGGCGGGGAACGACGAGAAUUACUCGGCGGAGCUGCGCAACGCCUCUGCCGUGAUGAAAAACCAAGUAGCGAGAUUUAACGACCUCAGAUUUGUUGGGAGAAGCGGCAGGGGGAAAAGCUUCACCCUGACCAUCACCGUGUUCACCAACCCCACCCAAGUGGCCACCUACCACCGAGCCAUCAAGGUCACCGUGGACGGACCCCGGGAGCCCCGCAGGCACAGACAAAAGCUGGAAGACCAAGCCAAACCCUUCCCCGACCGCUACGGAGAGCUGGAACGGCUGCGCCAGUCCAUGAGAGUCACCCCGACAACACCCAACCCCCGCGGAUCCCUCAGCACCCCGAGCCACUUCGGCUCCCAGGCUCAGACUCCGAUCCAAGGCACGUCAGAGCUGAGCCCCUUCUCGGACCCGCGGCAGUUCGAGCGCUCCUUCCCGACGCUGCCGGCGCUGACGGAGACGCGUUUCUCCGACCCGCGGAUGCAUUACCCCGGCGCCAUGUCCGCCGCCUUCCCCUACACGGCCACACCCUCGGCCACGGGCAUCGGGGGCAUCAGCAUGACCAGCAUGCCCGCCACCACCCGCUUCCACCACACCUACCUGCCGCCCCCGUACCCCAGCUCCACGCAGAACCAGAGCGGGCCCUUCCAGGCCAACCCCUCUCCCUACCACUUGUACUACGGGACGUCCUCGGGCUCCUACCAGUUCUCCAUGGUGGCGGGAGGCGAGCGCUCGCCCACCCGCAUGCUGUCGUCCUGCACGAGCGCCUCGGCGGGGAACAACCUGAUGAACCCCAGCCUGGGCGCGCAGAACGACGGCGUGGACGCGGACGGCAGCCACAGCAAUUCCCCCACCGCCAUGAGCACCACGGGCAGGAUGGAUGAGUCCGUCUGGAGACCCUACUGAGGAGGAGCUCGGCUGCGCACCCGUGUCUUUAACUCCAUCAGCCGCCGUGGCUCCUUUUGGGAGCGACCGAAGUGAUGCCAAGGGAAAAGGUAAACCAAAGUCUUCCAAACCCAAAGCAAAGGAUCCUCUGCAUGCAAUCAUCAAGCGAAGAUGGACCGAGACCUUUGUUACAUUUCAAGGUGAACACCCACGAGGCUUGAAUAUGUCGCUUGAUGUGGUUCCUUCCGUAUGUUUUAGGUAUGUGGAUUGUACAUAGGGAAAAAAAAAAACCCCCAAGGACGUGUGGGAUCAGAUGUUUGGUACUUGUGGAACACUUCUCGAUCGUCUCACUCGCGCCUCUUCCCCACACAAAGCAUUCAGAAGUGAGGAGAAUCUCACCCUUCCUCCGCAAAAUGGUUCAGAGAAGAGAAAACAGCAGGGAUUCA
Molecule: messenger RNA, 1637 nt
Organism: Hirundo rustica (Barn swallow)
Lineage: Eukaryota; Metazoa; Chordata; Aves; Passeriformes; Hirundinidae
Gene: RUNX3
Product: RUNX family transcription factor 3
Exons: 5
Coding region: 1-1212 (403 amino acids)
Biological process (GO): hemopoiesis; neuron differentiation; regulation of cell differentiation
Cellular component (GO): nucleus
Molecular function (GO): RNA polymerase II cis-regulatory region sequence-specific DNA binding; DNA-binding transcription factor activity, RNA polymerase II-specific; ATP binding
Source: RefSeq, a predicted model, not a curated record